GACAGCUUGACAAUACCUGCGCAAAAUGUUUAGUUCGAGCCCUACCUCCAUGGUUCGAGUACAAGGAAUAAGAAUGCCGACAUUACAAAAGCCUUCUGCUUCAGAAGUCAAACUCGUCAGUCCUUGUGUUGAAUCUGAUAGUACGAUGGUACGCGUUUCAAGCAUUAAGCUAAAACACUGAAUCAUUCUCAACGCAAGUAAUGCCAUGCUCUCAGCCUAGCAUGAUGGUGUCUGGAAUUAAACAGAUAAAACCGCGAUUAAAAUGGGGCCUACUCGACACACCCACAUGCAUUGAAAUACCAUGAGGUAGUGACAUGUAAAAACCAGGAAGUAAAUACUGCAACCUGCAAGCAGUCGGCAAAAUCAAAGCGUUGGAACUUCAACAUGAAAACCGGACCUGACCCUCGGCCUCAUCACGGAAUUUAACCGUUUCAGACGGGGAUGGAACUGCAACAUGACACUGUGUGAUGAACUUGAAGGCUUCAACUGGCAGCAUGCUUCUUCGUGUCACUGAACGGGGAAGGGUGAACUUUAUAUAGUGUGCAUGCACUUGCCUCGUGAAGGUAGUGUAAAACUUGUGUAAUGCAUCUAUGAUCAUCAGCACGAAGACGAAUUCUGCAGGUUACAUCAGCACAAUAAAAUCGUCACGCAUGGUACAUAUCGUAGGCCUACGCACUAAAGCGUCGCAAACGAGGUCAUGUUUUGAUCACGUGGAUUACCAGCCACAAUAUCGCACUGUUCACAGCUCAUAUCACCGCUGUACUGUCGUACAGCGUACCAUAAUACCUACUUGAUUUAACAUCGGGCCAGAUCGUCGUCGCACUGCAUGCCUGCAGACAGUACAGUCGGGUACGGUGACGUAGCUGGUCAAUUAUUACGGCUACGUGCAGUUGUGCGCGUAGAGCGAGGUACGUGUCUGACAGACGCAGUGUGAUGACAUUACAUGUUCACGCACUAGUACUGCACUCAGCCGACGAGGGCACCUGCUCUAGAACAUGCUCGCAAGAUCGGCAGGGUCGCCUGACCGCGUGCGUUGUGAGGAAUUUACGCAUAUAAACGGAUUCCCGUUCGCACCGCGCAAAAUGACCGCAAAAACCCUGACGAACGGUGAUACCGUCUGGAAUGGAACAACAACCGUAUCUGAGAUGGAAACCACCAGUGUGAAAUCUGGGAGGAUGAAAAAUGUGUCGAGACCGCCUCCGAUUGAUAUCGCCAUUGCUCGCUCCGCCAGCUCAAGGGAAGAUGACGAUUGUGACUGUGAUUCUGGUAGCUCGGAGGACCGGUGUUGUGAAGUUCCAUGUGAGAAAACUUCACAGGGAGAGCCAGGGUCCCCCCAAUUCGUCUCCUCCGAGGACAGCAUCACUUCCCCAACUGUCACAUCUCCGGCCAGCGUGGCAUCUUCCACGGAUACAACUGAUGGGGGCAUCUUGAGACGAAAGUCCUCCAUCAAAGAUGUCACCAAGACCCCUGAGACCCCGGGAGGAAAGUCUGUGCGGUUUGCCGAUGCACUGGGCCUUGAUCUGGAGACAGUUCGAGACAUUUUGGAGUCCGAAUCGCCGCCCGACUACCCGUCGAUGGCCGCUGCUGCCUGCGCGGUGGCUGUGGGUCUUGACGGUGCAUCCGGCUCACCGGCCCUGCAGGCGAUCCAGCCCCGCUAUCUUUCCAUGUCCUUCGUUCAACCGGGGGGUCAACCAGACUUCGUCACCCGCGUGAACCAGCAGAGCGUCUGCUUGGAAAAUGCUGUCCUUUCUGAUUUCACGGUUCUGGGAACGAUCAAGGUACAGAACCUCUCCUAUCACAAGAUAGUAAAGGUAAGAUACUCGGCCGACGGUUGGAACAGCUUCGGGGACAUCCCGGCAUCGUACGUGCAGAACUCUUGCGAUGGGCCUACUGAUCGAUUUUCUUUCGGCCUGACAGCACCACGGGACAUGGCAGUUGGGGAUCGCCUGGAAUUCUGCAUAUGCUACACGGCGGGGAACCAAGAUUACUGGGACAACAACUUUGGUAAAAAUUAUGCUCUUGUGUGCCAUUCACAGGGCGAUAUUAUCGAUAGCGAAAACACGUUCCUGUGGACGCAUUUUUUGUGAAAGUCAAGUCGAUGGGGGAGGGCGUCGUUGAAUCACCCUUGGGGGCGCCCUUCGCUUAAAAUCUUGACUUUUCACUACCAUACAUAUGUUGCAUGUGUAGUACAUUGUACAAAGUAUGUGUAAAUUAAGUGUAACUAUAUAACUGAAAAGUUUACAUUUUUGGCAAAGCUAAUUUUGGAAACCCAACUAGUUGUUUCAUAUAGUUAUUUUUUCAUAAAUAUGCGCUCAUUUUUAAUGAUUAUUUGUAGCCAGCUUGCACAUUGAAUGCAAAAUGCAGUUUUAUUCACAUUUUUCAUCCUUGGGGUUAGGGAUGCAGCUAGCUUCAUGUUAGUAACAGUCCACUUGUGACAAAAGAGGCUGGGUGUGCUUGACUUUAAUUUCACAUGAAUUGUUCAACUGACUCUAUGGCAUGUAUGGGGAAACACAGUCCAGGGUGCUUCUAAAACAUCAAAGUAAAAUCAAAUACUUUGUGAAAGCAGUUGUGCUUUCCAUAUAGAGGAAUUUAGCAAACACUAAAUGUUGGGCUUUGUAUGAAACAUAAAUCGUAUGUAAAAGUCCCGGUGUACAUGACUUCUUGCAAUUGAUGGCUGAACCACACACAUGUAAACCUGUUGACAGUUUUAAUUGCAUCAUGGGAUUGGAUGAACAAGCCUAGGUUUCAUGCAUAAAGCCAUGGGGAAAGUGAACCAGUCUAAUAUUGUUCUCUCUCAGAGUUGUGAGUGCCUGCUGAGUCAUGUACGUGUAUGCAAGAAGCAUUUUAUAAAAUAAAAAGGAAGUUUCAAAGCUCACAAGGAAACAGAAACAUGAAAUGUAUACAGCUAUUUAUAUAUGUUUAAACAAUUUUGUCGAAGUUUUACAAGAGAAUCAAUCACUCGGCUAAAACAACAUGAUUGGUCAAUCCAGAGAAACGAGCUUUAUAAUCAUAGUAGCCCAGUACUACUUACUGGCGUUGACAUUCACAGUUACAUAGCUCUAGACAAAACAGAUGUUUGAGGAGGGUAUUGCUUAAAUGUCUGUUUGUUCGUGGGAUUUAAGAUUAGACUACAUGUACUAUAUGAAAAAACGAUGACUUGAUUUAAACUUUUCCUAGCUCUCUCAUUUCAAGUACUUGGUAAGCAGUUUUGUUCACCUGUUUACUUAUCCCAUAGGGUUAUGCAUAAAAUGCAUUUUUGUCCUCCAAUCCAUGAUACAAUACCAAAUUGGAAAAAUGUUUACCAAAGUUUGGACUAUUUAUCAAGGGUCUUUUUUGAAAAGUUGAAUCUUGUGGUGAAACGUACAAAUGGGCAUACUGGCUGUGCUUUUGAUAACCAUGUUUAUAAUUGUAUGGCCCAUAUUUUUUGCAUUUCACUGCCUUGUCUUGCAUAAAAGUCUGGAAUAAUCUGGUUUACAUGAAAUUGCAAAAUUCAAGUUAAUAUGUAAUCCUAUGCAAAUAUGAUGUAACCCAGGUCUUCAGUAAGUCAAAACUUGGCAACAAGAUUUCUUUUGUAAGGAGCCGAAUGCAUAUGCAUGGCGCACGCUUAUUUAAGCUAAGGUGUAGUCAUGCAACACUGCGCACACCCUUUACUUGCUUAACCGAAAAAGUAAACGUGCUAAGGGCAAGUUCGCCGAUGUUUUGACUGGUUCCCAUCCCUACACCCGAUACCCAAAUGAUGUUCAGAGACUAUGCAGGGGAAGGAAGCAGUGACAUGUAGAUGUGAGUGGCGAAUGUGCUCUACGCGUACGUGAGAUGAUGCAUGUGACCUCAUAACAUAUGACAAUAAUUUACAUCAGUGUCUCCUGCUCAGUGUUGCUCUUACUAGUGCAUUAGGUUAACCAUGGAGGAUGGGUUGACACAUUACAUUAUGGAUGAGGAAUAUAAAAUUGUCCAGUGCAUCAGAGUCCAAGUUAUGACCUCUUAUGUGGGGUCAGUUAAUUUUGUUAUCCAUGCGUAGCAAAAUGAUGUUUAGUCGUGAUUCCGCAUGUUUAGCCUAACGCACAUUUGUCAAUGUUGUUUCGGAGCCGCACGUGCGCUUGAGUUCCGUUGAACAACCGAUGAUACUCAGACAUUCAAACGCGUUUUGUGCGCCUUGUGUCCGUAAGCGUAAGUUGACGAGUGUUCAUUGAAACAGUACACAAUUGAAACGCCGCAAAAGAUGCAGAACGGACAAAAGAGCGUACUUGCCCAUGGAAAGGUGGUCCAACACACACUUCCGGCCUUACACCAACCUUGGACCGACAGGCCACUGAGUACCGAGGUCACUACGUCACGCGCACAUGUGAUGGGAGGCAUUAGCGCGAGAACCAGCGUGUGAACCAACACGCGCACGUACUCAAUUUGUACUGCACUUUCUGGUUCAAAAUGAAGUCACUUCGGCAGUCUGAUUGCCUGACCUGACGACGCAUAGGCCGUAGCCCCCAUUGCUAAAAAUACAGCCUGAGUUAGAAAGCACUGCCAACAUACAUGCUCUUGCAUCAUAUCGCUUACGUACGUGCAUGACCAGGGCUUUACAUUCGGCACCUAAACGAGGAUGCUGUGCCUAAAACUGAAUUUCAUAGUCUUAACUGUAGACCUACUUCGACAUGACUAGUAUGUCGCUUGCAUUGCAUCAAAUUCACACACAGACACAACAAAACAUUGACGAUUAGGCCUACGCUAUGAAAUUCCAUACAUUUUCGUAAGCGGGGCAUUUCCUCCCGGUCGGAUCUAGGGCGUAGCGAAGGCAUUUGCUUGGGGGUGUGUGCCUGAGUCAAUUUGCCGACUUGUAAGUUGUUUGCCAACGUCGUGUCGUGUAAAAUGGAAAUCCACAUUUCACGCUUCACGGACCAUACUGACGGCCAACUUUUAUUGUUCAUGUACCAAGUUUAGAUUCAUUUGCCGAUCGAAGCUCUAUUUGCUGACCCGGAUGGAAUUAAUUAUGGGGGGUGCCGCACUCCCCCCCCCCCCGAUAUCCCCCGGUUGCUACGCCCCUGAUCACAUCACUGUGAUGCGAGUCGGUCAAGGCCUGAGAGGUUUCCCUCCCACGCAGACCUCUCUUCGAUGUGCGUAAGGGAUCGUCCAUAAACACACGAUGGGGAGGGGGGUUGUUGCCUUUGCCUACUACACCAUGCGUACAGUGCGCACGAGCGUACCGUAAGCAAACCGAAAGUUUGCCUUUACUGAAUCUUCAAUACACUGUCUCACACAAAUAAAUACCAGAAUCGGCCUCUGUGCGUCGAAAAACAAUUCAAUUUCAAAUAUGUGUACAAGGGGACGGAUCUGAAAAGUCGACAUUUCGUGCUUACUUUAUGGAUGGCCCCUAAGGGCAGAGAACCACGACUUCCCAGAGAAGGUAUAACCGGCAGUGUGCAUAGUAAUAGUGGACAAGUGUGCAUGGAAAGUUCGAUGGGCGACUAUUUUGUCCACUACCAGCUGAUUUUGCGUAGUACCCAGGGUUUAUUUUUUAAUAUACAGAUGGAUCAGUGGUCCACAAACGGUUGUCACUUAAACUUGCUGACUCAGUGUGUUCAAUACACGCAUGCUUAAAAAGUUCAACGGAUGUAGUUUUAUACAUAAUUACAGACGAUAGUUGUCUUUGUGGUUGAAAUAAGGGAGUAAAACAUGCUUUGUAUUGCACUCUGAUAGACUGACAUGAAUUCUACCACUUCAUUAUUUCACUUUAUAGUUUCAGACGCUAGAAUUUUGUGAGCGUUCAUAAUAUUUUUCAGAUUCAGUUACUUGUUACACGACCUGUUGCCCAGGGUAAAGAAUUGACAUUAUAGCUUGUUCUUCGAAAGUGUAA
This is a messenger RNA of Acanthaster planci (crown-of-thorns starfish), 5845 nucleotides long. RefSeq names its product protein phosphatase 1 regulatory subunit 3B-B-like. Lineage: Eukaryota; Metazoa; Echinodermata; Asteroidea; Valvatida; Acanthasteridae. Gene Ontology annotation, biological process: regulation of glycogen biosynthetic process. Gene Ontology annotation, molecular function: glycogen binding; protein phosphatase 1 binding. Gene Ontology annotation, cellular component: protein phosphatase type 1 complex. The record is from RefSeq and is a predicted model, not a curated record.